AUGGCUUUUGAAUGGAGUGAUGCGAUGCUGUCUCCCAUUUCUGAGUUUCUGAUCGAAGAAGCCCGGCUGCAGCGUUUUGACCCCAAUGCGUUUCUGCCAAAUCUUCCAGUGCUAGCACUGCUCCAGGAGGAAGCAGCUGCCCAGAAAGCGUUGGAGGCGGCCGCUCGUCGCCGUACACUCGCAGCAAACGUGGCUGCUUCGACAGUGGCAGAUGCAAGCGGUGUUAGCAAAAGGACCCGGCCCAAGGACAUCACCGCAUCGACCCCGACUUGCAAAACGCCGAAUCCAAAGCAUGUCAAGAGCAGCGAGUGUGUUGCUGUGACCCCUUCGGUGGACACUCCGAAUCCGAAUCAGCAGACCCCCUUGGUGAACACUCCGAACCAGCCGACCCCACUGGUUUCCACACCGAACAAGCAGCUGUUCGCGACGCCGGCCAAGGGCUACAGUGCGGAGUCCCUGGAGAUGGCGACCCCGGAUGUUGUGACCCGAGCUAGGGCAUUGCACAAUGAGCUGAUGGACUCGACUCUGCAUGACACGCUUAUGGCGACGCCUAACCGUGCCGAUGCCGAUCUGGAAACACAGAUUGAUGCAGAUCUCGCGAAGCUUAGCUUGGAGGACCCAGCCAUGUCCCAGCAGUCCAGCAACCUUGGCUCGGGGCCGGAUGCAGUGCAGGUUCAGGGAUCUGUGGGCACAGACAACGCUACUUCUGCCCUCCUGGCAUUAGUCGAUGUGCUUCAGAAAAACCCUAGUGACAUGCAGAAAGCCUUGCUACGCCCUGGGACCGUGGAGUUCGAAGCAAUAGCUGCUGCAGUCCAGGCUGCUAAGACCGCAGAGACUCAACAGCUUCAAGCACUGCAAGCACCGCAAGGUAACAGUGAGCAAGCACCGCAAGGCAGCACUGAGCAAGCACCGAAAGGCAGCACUGAGCAAGCACCGCCCCAGCAAGGCUUCAUGGCUUCGCAGGCCAUGGAUAGCUACCUAGAGAAUGUUUACAGCAAAAGCCAUCGCUGCGACUCCCGGUCACCGCCUGGAAUGAGACCUGAGCAUCCGGAACCUGAGCCGGUACCACCGAAACUCAUCGACGCCCAGGAGCCUAAGCCGAUGGAGGUCGAGCCCAAAGCCCCACAAGUGUUGCAGCCGCUAGCGUCGAUUCCACAAGCCCCCAUCAGCAAAGUGGUGGCAAAUGCAUUGGUGCAUAUGGGGCCCGACCAAGCUUUGCAGAAGCCAGAGCCGAUCGCACAAGCACCGAAGCAAGCACCUCAGGAGCCACAGCCGAUCGCACAAGCACCGAAGCAAGCACCUCAGGAGCCACAGCCAAUCGCACAAGCACCGAUCGCGAAGCAAGCACCUCAGGAGCCACAGCCGAUCGCACAAGCACCGAUCGCGAAGCAAGCACCUCAGGAGCCACAGCCGAUCGCACAAGCAUCGGAGCAAGCACCUCAGGCGCCACAGGCGCAGCAGCAGCAGAUGCCUCCGCCUUCCCAAGUUCCACGCCGUGAUGUGGAAUCCAACCCUGCCCUGCCACCUAGCAGUGCUCCCUCGACCCCUGGCCCCAGUGAUGUUGACGACGAUCCAGAACUUAGUGCCCUUGCAGAUGUGGCACACCAGCUGAAGGAAGCUGCCCGGAAGACCCGGAUGCGGUUCUUGCGAUCCUUCGAAAGCAAGAAGUGCCCAGCGGUUAUUCUCGAACAAUGGAAUAGAGCCACGAACACUGGCGGGCCCCGAGACUCUGCAGCAGUCGACAAGAUGUUUCGCGAGUACAUUAUGGCUGGGGAAUCCUGGGGAUGCUCGCGAGUGGUUGCAGUGCAACAAAUCGUCAGCCGGUACUCGGCCGAGGGCGUCUACGUCUGGAUCAACAAACAGGAUCCAUACAGAAACGGUUAUCCCUAA
Symbiodinium sp. CCMP2592 is the source of this 1890-nucleotide messenger RNA. The record is from the annotation of a GenBank genome assembly. Lineage: Eukaryota; Dinophyceae; Suessiales; Symbiodiniaceae.